GAGAUUUUUUUUUGUGGUGAUAGAGAUCUGGCAACCCUGCACAGCGCCAAACAAACACGCUUCAGGUUAUCUGGUAACGACGGCGGUUUUCUGCUGUUGAGCAAGGGUCCAGCGCCGAAAUCUGGUGGAAAUUCUGACGCUGACGGCUUUCACUAUUGUUCUAGUUCUCACAAUGGAUAAAAUAUGCACGAUAUCUGACGAGUCCGACACAUCUGGUGAUCAAGAAGACACGGAGCACGUAAAGGUCAACCAGGGAGCCACGGUGUCUCGUUCCGAGCACUUCUUACGUGUUCAACAACCAUCCCGCGGAGAGCUAACAGCAAGGAGUAGGAAUUUGUCUAUAAAUGAAGAGGACUUCCAGGAGGCUACUGAUGGGAAAUCCGGAGCUGCUGCUGGAGAUGGAGAUGCUUUCCGACGCCGGACCCGCUCAGCACCUCCAGCCUUCUGGGCCGCCAAGAAGUAUGGCAGAGAGCUGCGAAGAAUGAGCGAUGAGUUUGACACCUUACUCGACAAAGGGAUGAAGAGGGUGAGGAGUGCAGGUACAGCUUGUCAGAUGCGCACCUCCUCUAGCUGGUUCAACUUCCUCUGGAGCCACCAAGAGUCAGACUGAGACCAUGAACAGUCUGACAGCACAAAACACCCAUCCUGCUGAGUGACACAUCAGUGGACCACAUGGUGGGAGAGAGAGAGAGAGCGCGCACUGAUUAUGCCGUGUAUAAAGGAUGAAGCAGAAGCUCUCAAGUGAAGGACUGAUGCUAGAAUUCAUCGAGUAGUUUAAAACCUUCCUGAGCAGUUGAUGGAUAUAGGGACCCUGGACCAAUCACACUCUCCAACAUCACCAGAGUGACCUUUACAGAUAGAGAGUCUUUCCUGGGUCUGAGCUCCAGUACUGUGGGGAAACUAUGCAAGCUUUUUUGUGAGAAUGACCUUUUAGUUCAGUGUGUGUGAGAUUCAGUCGGAAUUACUGGAGCAUGAACAAGGAUGCAACAAUGUCAUUCACUGCCAUCUUUCGGGGCUGUAAGAAAAUGUUUCUUCUCUAUGGUAUGGGCUAAUGAAAUCUGUACAAAAACAAUAACAAACAUGUCUUUCAUUUGAUAUUUUUAGAACUUAUAACCCCUUUCAAUUUAUAGAUAUUUGAAAGUUUUAGAAGGAUGCAAAAACAUACUGAAUAAACAGAAGUUUAAUUUUUACAAUAAAACAAAUAAUAUGAUCUUUUUAUUCUAUUUAUCUAUGUAAGGGAAUGAAGGGUGGUUACAAAGGACUUUGAACAGUUUUUUAUUCUUAUGUUGUUACAUCUUCUGUUAUCUCUAUCUUAAUGGAACUUUCUGCAACCUGAAAGCAAUAAAGAUUAGUAGGAUUGUUAAAGGUUGGAAGAGAUAGCAACAGAGCCUUAUUUUCAGUGAUGUUACUUGGAAAAUAUAAUAAGGAAAUGCUUUGUAAUGAUUUUAAGAUAAUUGUGUAAUCUACUAUUACAUUUUUUAUAACCACUACAAUGUGAAAAAAAACAGGACGUUAUUAAAGCAACCACUGCAAGAA
This is a messenger RNA of Ictalurus punctatus (channel catfish), 1536 nucleotides long. It is a transcript of the gene badb, whose product is annotated as BCL2 associated agonist of cell death b. Gene Ontology annotation, biological process: apoptotic process. The record is from RefSeq and is a predicted model, not a curated record. The transcript has 4 exons. NCBI's taxonomy places the organism in Eukaryota, Metazoa, Chordata, Actinopteri, Siluriformes, Ictaluridae. Gene Ontology annotation, cellular component: mitochondrion. Bases 173 to 610 code for a protein of 145 amino acids.